UGAAGGCUGCCAGGGUGCCGGUGAGCGCCCCCCCCCCCCCCCCCCCAUCUGCUCGGUGUGCGGCUGAGCUUCGAUGGAGGACCACAUGAUGGGGCACAACAAGAAGCUUUAUGAGUGCGAUGUGUGUGGCAAGGCCUGGCAGAGCCCGAGCCUGCUGGACAUCCACCAGCGGGUGCACACAGGAGAACGCCCCUUCGACUGCUCGGAGUGCGGCAAGAGCUUCUCCCGCUAUGAAAACCUGCAGCGGCACAAGAGCGUGCACUCCGGCGAGAGGCCCUUCACCUGCUCCGACUGCGGCAAGAGCUUCAAGAUGGCGAAUAACCUGAAGAGACACCGACAAGUGCACACGGGCGAGAAGCCCUAUGGCUGCUCCGCCUGUGGCAAGAGCUUUACCCGGUUGUAUGGGCUGCAGGAGCACCGGCGGGUGCACAGCAGUGAGCGGCUCUUCACCUGCUCUGACUGCGGAAAAGGCUUCAAGUCGUCGCCAGACCUGAAGGUGCACACGCGCCUGCACACUGGGGAGCGGCCCUAUACCUGCAGCGAAUGCGGCAAGGGCUUCACCCGCUUCAGAAACCUGCUGUGCCACCAGCGCACCCACACCGGCGAGCGUCCCUAUACCUGCACCCAGUGCGGUAAGGGCUUCACCCGCUUCAGAAACCUGCUGGGGCAUCAACGCACCCACACUGGCGAGCGUCCCUACACCUGCACCCAGUGCGGUAAGGGCUUCACUAAGUCCAGUCACCUGCUGACCCACCAGCGCAUCCACACCGACGAGCGCCCCCACACCUGCGCCCAGUGCGGCAAGGGCUUCACCCGCUUCACUGGCCUGCUGUCCCACCAGCACACCCACACCGGCGAGCGUCCCUACACCUGCGAGCAGUGCGGCAAGGGCUUCGCUCAGUCCAGCAGCCUGCUGGAGCACCAGCGCACCCACACCCGCGAGCGCCCCUUUACCUGCGUCCAGUGUGGCAAGGGCUUCACUCGCUCCUCCAAGCUGCUGUCCCACCAGUGGCGGUUACACACCGGAGAGAGACCCUUUGUGUGCGCUGAAUGUGGCAAGGGUUUCACCCGGCUUGACCACCUGCUUGAGCACCGGCGAGUGCACACGGGCGAGAAGCCCUAUGGCUGCUCCACAUGCGACAUGAGCUUUGUCCAGUUGUCGGGGCUAAGGCAGCACCUGCUGGUGCACAGCAGUGAGCGGCCCUUCACCUGCUCCGACUGCGGCAAAGGCUUCAAGUCGUCCAAUCACCUGAAGAGGCACAGGCGCCUGCACGCCAGCGAGCGCCCCUACACCUGCAGCGACUGCGGCAAAGGCUUCACCCAGUCCAAAGAACUGCUGUCCCACCGGCGCCUCCACACCGGCGAGCGCCCCUACUGCUGCGACCAAUGCGGCAAGCGCUUCACCCACUCCAGCACACUGCUAGAGCACCAGCGCACCCACACUGGGGAGCACCCCUACCGCUGCACCGAGUGCGGCAAGAUCUUCAUCCAGUCCAGCCACCUGUUGGACCACCAGCGCUCCCACACCGGUGAGCGGCCCUACACCUGCACCCAGUGCAACAAGCGCUCCCAGUCCAGUCACCUGCUGGAGCACCAGCGCACCCACACCGCGGAGCGGCCCUACACCUGCGACCAAUGCGGCAAGAACUUCGUCUGCUCCAGUACCUUGCUGUCUCACCAGCGCACCCACACCGGGGAGCGCCCCUACAUCUGCACCCAGUGCGGCAAGGGUUUCAUCCGUUCUAGUCACCUGCUGGAGCACCAGCGCACCCACACCGGGGAGCGGCCCUACAUCUGCGCCCAGUGCGGCAAGAACUUCACCCAGUCCAGUCACCUGCUGAAGCACCAGCGCACCCACACUGGGGAGCGGCCCUACACCUGCACCCAAUGCGGCAAGGGCUUCAACUGCUCCAACAACCUGCUAGGGCACCAGCGCACCCACACCGGGGAGCGCCCCUACAUCUGCACCCGGUGCGGCAAGAACUUCACCCAGUCCAGUCACCUACUGAAGCACCAGCGCACCCACACCGCGGAGCGGCCCUACACCUGCACCCAAUGCGGCAAGAACUUCGUCUGCUCCAGCAGCUUGCUGUCUCACCAACGCACCCACACCGGGGAGCGCCCCUACGCCUGUGCCCAGUGCGGCAAGAACUUCACCCAGUCCAGUCACCUGCUGAAGCACCAGCGCACCCACACCGGGGAGCGGCCCUACACCUGCACCCAGUGCGGCAAGCGCUUCACCCGGUCCAGCAACCUGCUGGUGCACCAGCGCAUCCACACCGGCGAGCGCCCAUUCACCUGCACCCAGUGCGGCAAGGGCUUCAACCAGUCAAGCACCCUGCUGGUGCACCAGCGCACCCACACUGGCGAGCGCCCCUACACCUGCGUCCAGUGCGGCAAGGGCUUCAGCAGCUCCUCCAAGCUACUGUCCCACCAGCGGGUGCAUUCCUGUGACCGUCCCGUCCCCAGCCCGGUGUGUGGAGAGCGCUUUGCCAUGGCCUCCCACGCCCUGUCUCACCAGCACGUGCACACCAAUGGCCAGCCCUACGACUGCCCGUACUGUGGUGAGUCGUUUGACAGCUUGCGGGGGUUGCGGCAACACCGGCGGACCCACGCCGGCGAG
This is a messenger RNA of Amblyraja radiata (thorny skate), 2623 nucleotides long. Its product is annotated as zinc finger protein 850-like. Gene Ontology annotation, molecular function: DNA-binding transcription factor activity, RNA polymerase II-specific; RNA polymerase II cis-regulatory region sequence-specific DNA binding. The transcript has 3 exons. Gene Ontology annotation, biological process: regulation of DNA-templated transcription. The annotation marks the transcript as partial. Lineage: Eukaryota; Metazoa; Chordata; Chondrichthyes; Rajiformes; Rajidae. The record is from RefSeq and is a predicted model, not a curated record.